Messenger RNA from Striga hermonthica, 2391 nucleotides. Lineage: Eukaryota; Viridiplantae; Streptophyta; Magnoliopsida; Lamiales; Orobanchaceae. The record is from the annotation of a GenBank genome assembly.
AUGUGGGAAUGGCAAUUGCUCAUCCCGCACCCCAGGGACAUAAAUGUCAAGGUCCAAAACAGCAACGAUAACAACAAAGAUCGAUCUACGAUUAACGAUAUCAAGAGGACUCUUACGACUGAACAAUUCGAAGCAUUCAGGAGAACACCAUUUGGGAAGUUCUUUGAUCUCCCUCACUGCAUAGUACAAAACCAACUCAUCAAUCACAUUCUCUUACGCGAGGUUCAUCAGAAUAGGAGCGAUGAGGUUUGGUUCGAUUUUGGAGGGAAGUUACUUCGUUUCGGGAUAGAGGAAUUUGCUGUUAUAACCGGACUGAAAUGCAUUGGCAAAACUAAAAAGCUGAACAUUCCAAAGAUCUCUGGAGGUCUACACGAUAAGUUUCUGGAUGGUGUAGAAUUGAGCCGCAACCACAUCAGGUGGCAAUUUCUCAAGAAAGCAUGGUCCUGUGAUGAGGAUGCGAUGAAAUUUGCCAAGCUACACCUACUGGCAAAUUUCCUGAUGGGCUCACAAGAAGCCCUUCGCAUUGACCGCUGCUAUGUUGACUUGAUCGACAGUCCAAAAUGCGACGACCAUGCUUGGGGCAAAGAAGUUUUUGAUUUCACUCUUUACUAUCUCAAGAAGUCAAUUCAUAGUAGAGAGCAAAUGCACAUUUACGAGAAGCCCGAGGGUUCUGGAUAUCUUUACAGGUGUUAUGGCCUUAUCUUGGCUCUCCAGACGUGGUUCUACGAGGUGUGUGACACUGCUGAAGGUGUAAUAUGCACCUCGGUUGGUGACCGUGAUAUACCAAGGUUAUUGAAAUGGGAAUUUAAAAACAUCGUUCCUACCGAGGAGGAGAAGCUUACGCUUUCGUUGGACUCAUUUUUCAAAAAAAAAAAUGAAUUCACUCGGAAUGAUAUUCCAUCAAGCCCCACUACUCAGCAUACCAACGACGUUGACGUUAUAUCACGUCUCGACUCAAUCAGUGCUGAACUCGAGACCUUGAAACAAGCUUUCUUCGAGUUCUCGAAGCGUGUUAUGGCCGAAUUUGAGUUGUUCAGAGAAAAAUUCAUUCCGGCUAGCCAUGUACCAGUUCAAAAUGUACCCCAACCCGAUGUCCAUGUACCAAGUGGUGUCGACGAUGACGACCCAUUUCACGAAAUUAACACCCAAUUCUUAGAGGAGAUUGACCGGACGUUGCAAGAAAAGUUGAAUGAAUCAUCCAGGAGGAAAGAACCGAGAGGGUUCACAUAUGAGCCACACCCCAUCUUUGGUUAUGCAUUGAAUGGAUCGCAGCCGUCAUUUGAUGCUAUAACGGCCGGUCUGCCACCGACACCACCACACAAGAAAGCUAGUCUAGAUCAGCAAAAUAAUUCCGGACAUGUCCAGAAGAAUGUAGAUGAAGAGAGAUUCAAUACUGGACCUGUCGAACAUGUGGAGAAGAUUGAAGCUGGUGAGGGAGUUAAUCGAGGAACUCUUCAGGAGAAAAAGGUGGAUAUAGCUGAAAAGGGAUUGGAUGCAGUGCAAGCCAACGCACGAGUAAAUAGUGCUAUGGUGGUGUAUGAUCCAAAGGCACAUGUUGUGAAGAAAACCACAAAAGCAAGAAAAAAGUUGAAGACUGAUGUUCCUGUCAAGAUACGACUUCAGCACUCGCGCCCACUAGCCGGCGAUUUUGAUAUAACUAUAUCUGGAAGAGUGCACACGGGAAUCUACGAUGAGUGGAUUGCUGAAGGCACUUUACAAUGUGCUCCUCGUAAAGUCGCAAACGGGUACACAACGACGGAUGUGUUGUUCGACCAACACAUCAAGUCGUUGUACACGUCCUUUUUGUCUCAGUCUCGUAACCUUUCUGUAUGCACUGUGAAUGACAUGAUCAUUGACUACAUCACGGGAUAUAAGAUUAUAUGUGGACUUUCUUGGUUUAAGGUUGAUCAUGUCUUAUUUCCGAUUCAUUUGGAAAUAAAUAAUGUCGGUCAUUGGAUUAUGGGUCUCUUUUCCUUCGAUGAUAUGAAACUUCGAAUCUACAAUUCAAUUCGAACCCAAGACUGUGAUAAUCUUGUUAUGGAGAAUGUGAAGGCGUACGUUGAGCUUAUCCCCAUUUUCCUUGACUUGGUGAGGUUUCCAAAGAAAUCAGAGCACGGUCCUCACGAUGUUAUUAUGGUGGAUAAUGUCCCCCAGCAGCUAAAUAGCGACUGCGGGAUAUAUGUUGCAUCAUUUGCCGAGUAUUUCAUUGCCGGUCAUGACAUUACCAAAACGAAUAUUGAUGCUACUGUCCAGAGGCAUAGAUAUGGAUAUCUGCUCUACACUCAUGGCCUAAUGAAACAGACUAAUGGGUAUGAGAGUGAUGAUGAAUCACCCGGAUCUUUGCCUGAUGAAGUUCGUUUUGGAUUUCUCAAAGUUCUGGAUAAAUCGUAG